Symbiodinium necroappetens is the source of this 973-nucleotide messenger RNA. Lineage: Eukaryota; Dinophyceae; Suessiales; Symbiodiniaceae. The record is from the annotation of a GenBank genome assembly.
CGGCGAAAUCCAUCAGAUCGUCCAAAACCAGUUUUUUCCGCCGAUUAUCAAAAAUCUACUGCUCCGGACGCCGCUGGCCGGGGCCAGCAUACUGGGCAAUGGAUCGACUCUGGAGAUUAUCUGCGACUGCUAUUCCAAGAGCGAGAGCGACUCCCGGUACCUGAGCCCCACCGACCUGGGCUCUCUGGACGCCCGCUACUUCCCAAACAAUGGGGGGCCCGAAGUUAACGGCAUCUUGAACAUCAUCCAGACUCAGUUUACACCAAAAAUCAUCCGGAAUCUGCUGUGCCGGGGGCAGAGCGACGGGCGGUACCCUUUGAUCGCCAACUUCAACAGUUUGGGAUCCACGGUCAACUCCCUGUCCACCCGCGUCACGGACCUUGAGAACAACGGCGGCCUCGCCCCCACCACUGAUCUGACCGUGAACAGCGUCACGGCCGCCAGCUUCCUGGACGCCCCCGAGCUGCGGAGCUCCGCGGGAGAUUUGCAGAUCCAGAACGCCCUGGUGACAAUUCGCAAAGAGGAUGGUGCCCUGCUCGCCUCCUUCGCAGACGGCGGCAUUAGCUUUGACCGGGAUGUCACAGUGGCGGCUGCCAGCACCCUGAACGCUACAUCAGCGGACUUCGCCCAGUUCUUUGUAGGCAGCACGGCGGCCACCGGCACUUUCAACUCCAACAGCAGCGUCACCGCCAAUCUGGAGGUCGUGAGCAAUCUCCGGCUCGAGGCCCCGCUGCUGCGCUGCGACCCGACGGCACCGCAGCUCACGAUCGAAGGCGGCACCAGCGGAGUGCUCGUGGACUCCACCUUGGUCGUCAACGGGCUCAUCGCCCCCGACGCCUCGCUGCCGUUCCUCAGCCUGUCGGGCGGCAGCGGCGGCGUACAGGUGCUCAGCCCGCUGCUGGAGCAGAUCGCGGUGGGGCCUCCCGCCGGCUCCGUCGGCAUGGUCAUCCGCAAUGCAGCGCCCACGGGCGAU